Molecule: messenger RNA, 2214 nt
Organism: Aspergillus pseudoviridinutans
Lineage: Eukaryota; Fungi; Ascomycota; Eurotiomycetes; Eurotiales; Aspergillaceae
Product: SAE2 C-terminal domain-containing protein
Exons: 1
Coding region: 1-2214 (737 amino acids)
Biological process (GO): double-strand break repair via homologous recombination; DNA double-strand break processing involved in repair via single-strand annealing
Cellular component (GO): site of double-strand break
Molecular function (GO): double-stranded DNA binding; flap-structured DNA binding; double-strand/single-strand DNA junction binding
Source: RefSeq, a predicted model, not a curated record
AUGGAGGUUUUAAAACAGCUACACACCUCUGUCUCUCAGAAUUUUGAUAAACUUUUCGACGAAGCCUAUAAAUCCUUACAUACAGAACUCACGCGGCGCGACGAGUACGUCGAUGAGCUAGACGAGAAGCUAGCAGGUAGAGACAGAAACUAUGUUUCUGCAGAGGUUCUGAAGCUCAACCGCGAGAUUUCCCUCUUAAGAGAGGAAAUUUGUCGAAACGAUGUGGGCCUGGAGGACAUUGAAGGACUGGAAAAAUUGGCCCGAUUAAAGGACGUCUAUUCACCAGAACACCUCCUGUGGAUAUUUGAGACUGGCGAGCAGGAAGAUGGACGCUUCACAGCGGACAGAAUGAAGGCCGUUUGGGAUCAAUAUCUGGCGCUUUAUAAGGAUUUCCAGACACUGAUUGAUGCGUCCAAAGAUCUCAAGGCAAAAAUUAAACGACAUAAAAGAAAGUUACAGUACUGGGGUGCUCAUCUUAACAAAGAAGAAUUCACACUUGUACUUGAUGGCCGUGCAGUCAAAUUCAAACGAGUCUCAGAAAAUACUAGAGAUGAUAUGACACAUACCCCCUCAAAAAAGUCGCCCCUGUGUCCCACUGAUUUGUCAGUGAAGGUUGGAGGUGCUUCUGCACAGAUACACUUAACUCCAACCUCCGACUUGAUUGCAUCCAAACACAACGAACAAGGCAAUGGUGGAUUGCUGUCUGCUACUUCCAUGGAGCCAGCGUCAACACAAUCGGAAAGUUCAAUCGACGGCGACGAAGCCGCUUCAACUCCUCGACUCGCCGAACUUUCGACAGGAUUGAAAGCUGGGGCAUUGAAAAGAAAGCGUGGUACAGUUACAGACCAUGCUUCGACUAGGCCUGGCCUUCACGGCACUCGGGCGAGCGACCAGUUGGCGCAGCCCGUUCUGAUAAAGAGCGAGAGCAUGUCCUCUAGCCCCGUACGAAUUCACCUUGAACAUAACGGCCUAGCUGGAACUCAGGACCUGGACGAGGUUGGCAGCGCUAUCGAAACGCCGAGGAAAAGAAAAUCCUAUCAUCUGGACGGACAGUCCCAUGAGCUUCCAUCAGACACUACCAAGUCUCCUUUGCCCCGCAAUCCAACGGCUCUACGGUUGAAUCGCCAUCAGAUGGAGGGGAGCCAGCUGGCUCCCAAGCGGCUUACAGUACUUCAACCUGUGGACACUAAUCUGCCAAGCGCAAAUGGCCCUAGGAUAUGGUCGGAGCAAAAGCCACCGAACAAGUCAGAAAGACGUAGCAGACAUGCCUUACACUCGGUAGCAGAAGAUGGUGAUGAAAUUUUGAGGCUCGUACCAAGGAGAGGACAAGUGAAGCAGGCAUCCCGUGUCCAGUUGACACAGGCAAGCACGAGCAUGGACAACGUACUGAUACACCGGCGGCUGGACGAUCUCCUGGAACAGCCUUUGCGACCCCGGCAUCCAUUGCAUAUACAGAAGAAGUAUGGAAAUAUUGCUGACUUCGGGCCUGACCAACGGGACAUUUCCCGUGACCAAUUUAUACAAGCCUCGGGGGGUGUCAAGGAAGCCUCAAAAUCCAGUCAGCUAACCGAAUCCGCCAUUGGUAGGCCUUCCAUAUCCAUCGGGGACCGGGAAAACUCAGAAGCCUCUCCGCAGGAAGGUUCGCGGUCGCAUUCGUUCAAAGUUCCUGAUACGAUCGCUGUACACUCGGAAGACGAACCUUUUCGAGCACGACCGCUCCACCGACUCGGUCUUAGACAUUUUAAGAUCAACCCGAAUGCUAAUCAAGGGCUGGACUUCGCGUAUGACACAGUUGUCCGCAGAAAGGAUGAACGCAAGUGUAUCAGUGGCUGCACGCGUCCGGGUUGCUGCCGAGAAAAAUUUCGUGCUAUGGCGCGUCUUGCUACGGACGGCUCAAACGACGGAGAAGAAGAGCAGAAAAUGUUGGAGGACUACCUCGGUGAAGAGAAACAUCUACUCGACCAGCUGAGCGCCGAUGAACGUCAGAGCCUCCUCCAUGAGGCCAGAGCGAGGCGCAUGGCCAACCUCUACAGUAAACAUAGGCAUGACCAUCAGCGUCCCAGCACGCCUCCAGGAUUUUGGAGAACGGACAUGCCUGACACACAAGAGCUGGAACAUGAUCGCGAAGUAGCAAACAACCUCGAAAGGGAAAAAGUGAAGGAGCGGUAUCGAGAAGCAAUGCGUGGCGGAAUGUGGAAAUUCGCUGAUGAAUGA